Oreochromis aureus is the source of this 1355-nucleotide messenger RNA. It is a transcript of the gene hdip1, whose product is annotated as chromosome 1 C16orf87 homolog. NCBI's taxonomy places the organism in Eukaryota, Metazoa, Chordata, Actinopteri, Cichliformes, Cichlidae. The transcript has 4 exons. The record is from RefSeq and is a predicted model, not a curated record. Bases 217 to 681 code for a protein of 154 amino acids.
CUGUGCGCAUGCUCGCAGGUUUUACAUUAUUAGAAGCCUAUACAGAAGCGUGUACCUAUUCGUUAAUGGGGAGUCGUCAUCUGGUUAAGUAGACAUCGAAGUGUUUUUGUGGCACGUCUGUGUCAGUGUUUGCUGGAUAAAGACCGGCAGCAUUUAUGUACUGAUAGAUAUUCAAGUUACCGUAAAGCUGUUUGCGUGUCGCUGGAAGAAGGGACGAUGUCGGCAAAUAAAACAAAGAAGGUCAAAAUGGCUACUAAAUCUUGUCCUGAAUGCGACCAACAGAUUCCAGUGGCGUGCAAGUCCUGUCCAUGUGGUUAUGUGUUUAUUAGCAGGAAACUCCUUAAUGCAAAGUUAAAUGAGCGCUCUUCACCAGCCAUAGCAGACAAGCUGGACUUUAGGCGGAGGAGGACUGAGCGCAUUCGCAGAGAGAGAAUUGAGUGCCCUCUAACCAAUGACAUGGAGAACAGGAGGAGGCCCCGGGCUAACAGCCAAUCAGAUCCCAUACGAAGAGGACGAGGCAGACCAAAAACAGUGGGGCUGAAGAAACAGGAAGAGGAGAAAGAGAAACAGGAGAAGGAGGUGGAUAUCUAUGCGAGUCUCUCUGAUGAGAAGGCCUUUGUGUUUUCUGUGGCAUUGGCUGAGAUCAACCGCAAGAUCCUGGCACAGAGACUUAUCUUGUGAAUCAAAUCCAAAGUAACUGAGAAAACGGAUGACCAAAGAGACAAGAGACCUCUCUGGAGCUGAACUUUAACCUGGCUGUAUUUCACUUGGAUUACGAGACAAAAUUCAUAAAACUGCAAAGUCUUAUCUCUUCGUGGCGAGAAGGGUUUGUGUUGGAAUAUCAGUUGUAAGAACCAUGGAUCAGAAGAAUUUUCCAUGAAAUCAAAGAGAGGAGGAGCUUAUAGAAAUAUGUUAUCGUAUUCAAAAUAAAUGGACUGUUAUGAAACAAUCUUUACUGGAAUGACCAUGAAAAGACGACACAUUUGCAUACACGAGAUUUAAAACAAACUGUCAGUAAUUAGUGCUUUGCACAGUGCUCACCAUAUUUUAUAUAAUUUUAGGCAUCUUAUGUAGCCAUGCUUCACAUGAAUUUCACAAUGCCUACAAUGUGGAUGGACUAAAAAUUGCAGUCACCUCACCCCAGUGCUCAGCUCUCCUGGAAUCAUCCAGGAAGGUGGAUGUUUCUGAGGCAGAGACGUAGCACUAAUGUUGCUUUUCAAAUUUGUCCAACUUUGAUUCCUUCUGUUCUUUUUUGAUUGCUAUUGGUGGAAUGGCUUUUAAUGUCCACAGUGAAGCAUAAAUCUGUUUGAUUACUUUAUAAAAAUGUAUUAAAGACAGUCAACCCAAACAUUUGA